GCGAGAGUGGCGUCAGUCCAUCCGCGGAGCUCGUAGAAUGGCUUCGCUUCCGCUUCCACCCGCUGCCUCGGUCCGUCUCCCCUGCGCGUUACUCCGAAACUCCUUCCUUCCGCCCACUCUCUCCAACCUCCCUUCCAAGCUAAGACCCUUUCACUCUCCUUACUCUUCCGCUCUUUCAGUCUCUUGUUCAUUGCCCUCAGUUUCUGCCUCUGCCGCCGCCACCUCCUUUCCAUACUCUCAAAUCCAGCAACGGCAAUAUCCCGAGCAAGAAGAUCCAGUCAAUGGACGAGGAAGAGGAGAUUUGGAAGAACCGCGGCAAGAAGACGAUGAGGACCUCGUCAUUGGUGACUGUCUUGUCUUCGAAGAGGGCGCUUUCGAAGAGAACCCUUUCCGCAGCAACCAGCCGAAGCGGCACAAGGGGAGGGUUUCGAGUUCCGCGGAGGCAUCUGUUGGAGAUUCGAACAGCUUGGUCCCAGAGAAGUGGAAAGAGGUUGUGGAGGAGAUUAACUUGACGAAGAAAGAGAAGCGCAAGAUCGCGCACCAGGUCAGGUUCGGAAGCCGAUUGGAGGCGCGGAAGAAAACCCCCGUGCCGGAUAUGGAGGAGUACUUGGCCUACCGGGAGAUGAAGCUGUCGCAGCUUAAUCCCGUUGUGUUGGAUGACCCCAAGCGAUUCCCACGUGGGGCUGUGGUACUAAAGGAGCCGGGCGAGCAUAGUGGAAGGGUGGCUCCGAGGAACCCUAGACUGGCGAUUCACGAGGAAACUAUGGAGGACAUUACGGAAUUUUUCAAUAGUGGGGAUUACGUGCCUGGGGAGAGAAAUGAUGACAAGAAGCCGCACGGUCGUCGCAAGCUAUUCACAAAAGAAGAAAAGGUUCUUCUCAAUAAACGCAUUCCUAGUUUGGCUGAAGCAACUUCGAGGAAAUGGCUACCUGUGCACACUCUUGCAUCUUCCGGAGAGUUUUAUCUUUUGGAUUUGUUGCUGAAGCACAGUGUUGAUAUUAAUGCUGUUGAUGAGGAUGGCUUAACAGCAAUUCAUAAAGCUAUAAUUUCCAAGAAACAUGCCAUUACUAGUUACCUUUUGAGAAAUUCAGCUAAUCCUUUUGUACGUGAUAUGGAUGGUGCUACUUUGAUGCAUUAUGCCGUGCAAACUGCAUCAAGUGAGAGUAUAAAGAUUCUUCUUCUAUACAACGUUGACAUUAAUCUGGCUGAUGAUGAUGGAUGGACACCGUUGCAUCUUGCUGUGCAAACUCAAAGAACAGAUAUCGUGAGGCUUCUUUUGAAAAAAGGAGUUGAUACGACCCUAAAAAAUAAGGAUGGGUUGAGACCACUGGAUCUCUGCCUUUAUUGUGGCCACAAUGUGAGAACUUUCGAAAUUAUCAAGUUGCUGAAGGAGGUACCAAAUUUCAACUUACAUGGAUAAUGCCGGUUUAUCCAGGAAGCUUCGUAAAGCCUCUUCAUUUGCCAUUUCAUCAUUCUUUGCAGUGGGCAGAUGCUACCGACCUCGUUCUGGUUAGAGCAGGCUAUAUCUCCGGAUUGGAUUACUGGAAUAUGCUUAUGGCUUUGUUUGGGGCGGCUUUUUUCUUGCUGCUUAAAGCAGUUUUCUACUAGAAAGCUGUUUUAAGAAGCACUAAAAAAGCCGUCCCAAAUGAAGCCUAUGAGAUGGGGAAUGAUGCUCCGAGUAAGCCAACCUAUUUAAAAUCUGUGUAUAAUUUAGGCAAUAAUUUCCUAUUAACAGAUUGAUGCUAGCAUCUUUUGCCUUCAUUGAGUUGUUUCUGUUAUUGAUGUCAAAUAUAGCAGUGAAAAGAGUUGAAGAUAGAGAUUUACUACACAGCAGGUGCUGAAUAUCAAGUCGAGUUGCCUGGUAAUUUUCUAGUUUGUGUGAAUUUUGUCUGCUAUUGUAUAUUUAGUUCAUUUUUUUCACAAAUGUUUGACGGUCAGUUUAUACGUACAUGGAUCACUUAAAUUUCUCUUCGGCUGGCGCAUGCCAUACGGUAAUAUGUAUGGCUUGAGAGUUUAAUAGCCUGAUUUGCCAUCUUGAGCUAGGCAUCCUCAUUCAGAUUGAUAAAAGUUAGCCUGUUCCUU
Molecule: messenger RNA, 2082 nt
Organism: Dendrobium catenatum
Lineage: Eukaryota; Viridiplantae; Streptophyta; Magnoliopsida; Asparagales; Orchidaceae
Product: ankyrin repeat domain-containing protein, chloroplastic
Exons: 8
Coding region: 38-1420 (460 amino acids)
Biological process (GO): protein targeting to chloroplast
Cellular component (GO): chloroplast outer membrane
Molecular function (GO): chloroplast targeting sequence receptor activity; protein binding
Source: RefSeq, a predicted model, not a curated record